Messenger RNA from Fraxinus pennsylvanica, 1449 nucleotides. The record is from the annotation of a GenBank genome assembly. NCBI's taxonomy places the organism in Eukaryota, Viridiplantae, Streptophyta, Magnoliopsida, Lamiales, Oleaceae.
AUGCAAGCAGAACUCUCUGAUAUAAAGAAAGCAGUCGCAGAGACACAACAAGAACACGAGGAGGCUUCAUCGUCUACCCAAAAACUUGUCGAUGUAAGCAGUAAUUACAAAUCUAGUAUUACAAACAAGACAUUGAGAAAAUCCGCAACGCAUAAUUACGUUGUCCCCAGUUUUGAAAGUAGUGUUAGUUUUAAGAAAGAAGAUAUAGUUGGGUCUGUGGAGAGUAAUGAAAGGCCUAUAAAAUCUUGGUGUAAUUCUGAAGAAAUGGCAGAGAAUUCCGAUGGGAUAAUGGGAUUCAGAUCUCGUGGCCCAAGAAUUCCUAAGCCACCGCCAAAACCAUCGGCAUUUCUUUUAUCAUCGAUUUCAUCUUCAUCUUCUUCAUCAUCUGUGGUAUCAUCGGAUUCGGAGGACGGGGCAUUGGCCGAGAUUUCAAAUAUUCCUCAUCCCCCACCACCUCCGCCUCCACCUCCUCCGCCGCCAGUGAAAGUAGUAGCUACAUCAUCAUCACAUCCUCCUUCCCAGUCUAAGGUGGCGCCACGUGCUGCAGCACCACCUCCUCCUCCCCCUCCUCCACCCAAAGGUUCGAAAACAGUGCCAGACAAGGUCAGGAGAAUCCCCGAGGUGGUUGAGUUUUACCACUCAUUAAUGAGGAGGGAUUCAAAUCCAAGGCGAGAUACCACCGCUGAUGCUCCGGCGGCAGGAGCGACGGCCAAGGACAUGAUCGGAGAGAUUGAAAAUCGUUCUGCACACUUACUAGCGAUUAAGACAGAUGUUGAAACACAAGGAGAUUUCAUUAGGUUCUUAAUCAAAGAAGUCGAAGGGGCUGCAUUCACCAACAUUGAAGAUGUUGUACCUUUUGUAAAAUGGCUCGAUGAUGAGCUCUCCUACCUGGUUGAUGAAAGAGCAGUAUUGAAACAUUUCAAUUGGCCUGAGCAAAAGGCAGAUGCAUUAAGAGAAGCUGCAUUUGGAUACAGUGAUUUGAAGAAAUUGGAAUUCGAAGCCUCAUCAUUUCGUGAUGAUCUUAGACAGCCUUGUGCUCCAGCUCUUAAGAAAAUGCAGGCCUUGUUUGAGAAAUUGGAGCAUGGAGUUUAUAAUUUGUGUAGAAUUAGAGAGUCUGCUACAAAGCGAUACAAAGUCUUACAAAUUCCAAUCGAUUGGAUGCUUGAUACUGGAUAUACAAGUCAGAUCAAGCUGGCAUCUGUGAAAUUAGCCAUGAAGUAUAUGAAGAGAGUGUCUGCAGAGCUUGAAAUCGUUGGAGGUGGUCCUGAAGAAGAAGAACUUGUAAUUCAAGGAGUUAAGUUUGCCUUCCGAGUACAUCAGUUUGCGGGUGGUUUUGAUGUGGAAACAAUGAGAGCGUUUCAAGAACUGAGAGACAAAGCUCGAUCAUGCAACGUGCAGUGUCAAAAUCAGCAACAGAAAAUUAUUUUCCGGUCUUCUACAGCUUGCUAA